This is a messenger RNA of Oryzias melastigma (Indian medaka), 3287 nucleotides long. Its product is annotated as major histocompatibility complex class I-related gene protein-like. NCBI's taxonomy places the organism in Eukaryota, Metazoa, Chordata, Actinopteri, Beloniformes, Adrianichthyidae. The record is from RefSeq and is a predicted model, not a curated record. Bases 588 to 1640 code for a protein of 350 amino acids. Gene Ontology annotation, biological process: immune response. Gene Ontology annotation, cellular component: external side of plasma membrane. The transcript has 6 exons.
AUAUGUGUAACAGCAACAACUGCACCCUGAAAAUUAUACAAGAAUAGAAAAUGGUCUACUUUGUAACAACAACUUCUUUUGGAUCAUUUUAGAUUUUCCUUCAAUUUAAAGAGAAUGCAGGAACUUUAAUAAAAAUGAAGAAAUCGUUUUAUCAUUUUUAUCAUAUAAAACUAAAGAAUUUAUUUACUCGUUGUUUAUUGCUGUACAGCCAACCACUGUAGAGCAAUUUAACACUUUCUUUUUUUUGCACGCCAUCACAUUGGAGCAGAGGUUUCUUUUUAAACUACCAUGAAACCAAUCGAGUUUUGUAAUUAGAGGAAUGUUUUUUUUACAUUCAUUUAUUUAAUUUACUUAAUUUAUUAUAUAAAUGUAGUAUUAUGUGAAUUAUGUUGUUCAAAAAUGAGUGGACUGGUCAUUUUUACUGAUUUGGUCCACAAAACUAAUAUAAAAGGUUCCGUUUUGCAUUCCUUUAAGCCUGUCUUCUGUCCCGGAAAAGAUAAGAACCAGAUCAACCGGCACAGAUGCACAGUUGUGCCAGAUCACUUCACUCAAAAGGAUCUAUUGGUUUAGCUUAAGUUCUUUAAAACAUGAAUGUAUUUUUUUUAGUUUUUUUCUGUAACUCGGUAACUGCAGUGAAACAUUACCUGGAAUAUUUUUCCACUGCCACAUCUGGAUUCCCAGAAUUUCCAGAGAUGAUGGGGAUGGCAAAUGUGGAUAGAGUUUAUGUUGGUAGCUGCAGCAUGGUAAUCCACAGAACGGAGCCAAGAGACAAACUGAUAAAAAAGUUUAUUGAAGAAAACGCUGAGCAUAUUCGGUGGUAUUAUGUAGAGUGUCAGGAAAACCAAGGGUUCUUCAACAGCAUCAUCGAUGGAUUGAUGAAACGCACAAAUCAAACUGGAGGUAAACAUGUCUUCCAGCAGUAUUGUGGCUGUGAAUGGGAUGAUGAAACUGGAAAAACUAAAGGAUUUGAUAGAUACGCUUAUGAUGGUGAAGAUUUCCUAAGACUUGAUCUGCAGAAACAUGAAUGGACUGCUUUAUCAGAAAAAGCUCUUGUUACCAAACUGAGCUGGGAAAAUGAUGAUAGCGUAAAACACUCUGAAUACUUCUUCACUAUCCAGUGUCCAGACUGGCUUAAAACAUAUCUGGCAUACGCAAGAGAAUAUAUACAUAGAACAGUUUUUCCAUCAGUGUCACUCCUCCAGAAGUCUUCCUCCUCUUUAAUCAGCUGCCAUGCUACAGGCUUUUUUCCUGACACAGUCGAUCUGUUCUGGAUGAAGGAUGGAGAAGAAUUUCAUGAAGGUGUAGAAAAAGGAGAGAUCCUCCCCAAUGAUGAUGAAAGCUUCCAGAUGAGCGUUCAUCUGAACACUUCUUCAUUAACGCCUGAAGACUGGAAGCACUUCAGCUGUGUGUUUCAAUUCUCUGGCAGUAGAGGAAACAUCACCGUCAGUCUGGACAAAACCAAGAUCAGGAGUAACCAUGACAAAAAUAAAAACAGCGCUAGAGUAAAUACAGGUUCCUCUUCAAGAAAUCACUGGGGUGCUGGAGCAGCUCUAUUUCUUCUAGUACCAAUAACUAUUUGGAUAUUUGUCUGCAAAAGAAAGAACAAAGAUCUCCACGUGGAUGAAGAGCCGAUGAUGUAAGAAUAGCAAAUCCAAAGUUUGUUUUACAAGACUGCACUGAGAUCUUCUCUAAUGAACUAUGAAUGUUCAUGAUGAACACUUCAAUAUUUGGACAGAACAAAAGUACUGCAUUGUACAUUGAAGUUUUACUCCCGUUUGCUGUACCUAAUGAGGGUAUGAGUUCUGCAGUUAUUUUUGUUAUGAUGUCAUAUUUAUGUCUUUGUUUAACUGACAUUCGAUCAUUUACACACAUUUUAUCUGUGUUAAGUGGUAAAGGUGUCAUGGAUUUUGAAUUUAUUUUGGUGAUAAUAUCAUAACUUCAUGUUAUUGUAUCAAAUGUGUUUUUUCCAAUAGUUUUCUGCUUUCCUGAGUUGAUUUGUAUGGCAAUGCAAAAAUCUGCUCCCUUAAACUCACCAAUUACUGCAUAGUUAUCCUAAUAAUUAUGUAGCCAUCCAUAAUGUCUAUUUUUUUUAAUUGUUGUUAUUUGUACAGGUUAAUCACUUGAGAAUUUGGAUCUCAUUUACAAGAGAGAUGUUUAACCAAAAUAACAAAAGCAUUGAUACACAUGGUUACAAUUCACCAAAGAAGAAGAAUCAAAUAUGACAUUUGAACAUUUACUGGUGAACUAAAUGUUACAAGCUAUGGUGUUUGUGUAUAUUUGUAAGUUAUUAUAAUGUAUACAUUUGUUUGAUAAAAAUAUUAUGUUGCUAGUGACAAUUCUUUAUUGCUCCUGUGGAGCUACAUUCUUUGUAUGUAAAUUUCUUAACUUGUGAAUGUUGAACUAAAACUUUUAUUAGUUUCUCCUUGCUUUCCUUUUUUUAUAGUAUCUAUUUUGUAUGUUGAAUUCCUUCUUCUAUAACUUGCCAAGCAUUUAUCAUGAAACUUUAAUUGUUUACAACUAUUUCUAUUGAAAUAUUUUAUGUGACAAACACAAAAUACAAAGAUAUUCUGUCUGUCAGGGUUUUUGCUUUUUCCAGGCCAGUUAAAUUAUGUUUUUGUACUCACGUGUCCGGUCUUGGUAUAAGCUCAUUCCAUUUAUCUGCACCAGCUUGUAUUUUAUCUUUAUACGUUUUGGAUUUCUUCCAUUCUAUUCCAGUUUGCUGUUUUCUUCUUAACAUUCUUGUGUUGUUUCCAAGCGUCUGUAAAAUCUUCUAACUUUUUUUCUGGACAUGAACCUUGAGUUUAAGCCUAAGUGAAGGAUUCUGACCAUAGUAUUUCUUUUUCUUAGAUUUAGAUUGUCAAAUUGUGAAUUUUAACAAUGACAAACCAGAUGAAAGUUCCAUACAGAUGAAUUGUUGAAACAAAGGUCUUCUCGACAGGACCAUCGACUAUUCACACAAUAUAAAACAUGAUGAAGUGUCUGACCUGCUGGCAAUGCAUCUUCAUAAGCUGUACAUUUUUUAUGUUUUUAAUGUGUUUUAAUGUUUUUCAAUGUGUUUGAAAUGUUUUAUCAUGAGGUAAAGAUAAGACAAAUAUAAUAUCCUAAUAAACGUCUGUAAAGUUGUUUAUUCUUACGCACUGUUGAUCUUUAUGGUGCAGGGACGGUAGGAAGGCAAGUUAAUAGGCAGAGAUAGACAAGUAAAUGCAAAAACAAAAGAGUACUCUAUUUAGUGUAACCUGUGGAAGAUGAGACUUCGAGACAGAAUACCUGAAAAUGCAUAAUACAUU